UUUUAAAGAUAAUUUACAGCGUGUUGUCAUCGCUCAACUACCAACACUGGAGGAGGCAACUGUCGGACCACCAAUGAGAAUGACAAGAUUCUUCUACCUUCUGUGCAUCUGGAUGUUUUCGCCCUGUCUGUCGAGCAGAACAGGGUUUCUUUACCAGUUUCCGGGGGUGACAGUGCAGCAUAUCAACUCUGAACAAAGCACGGGACCCCCGGUCAGCGCCAACACGUAUCGCAGGAACUGGUGUCAGUACACGGUGUCGAAGAUCGUCUCCUGCCAGGUGCACAAUGGAACAGAGACGUUGGUGCAGAGGAUGUUUCAGAGCUGCCGCUGGCCCGGGCCAUGCUCCAACCUCAUCAGUUACAGGACCAUUGUCAGGCCCACCUUCAGGGUGGCCUACCGGCAGGUGACAGCGCUGGAGUGGCGGUGCUGUCCCGGGUUCCUUGGUGACAACUGCAGUGAGGAGUGUAUGAACUGCACCAGCUAUACUAACAUAAACAACAGGCUGAACAACAUCGAGUCCAAGAUUUUGUUGCUGGAGGAGGCAGGGCCUCCAUCUCGAUCUGCCAACAACUUGCCAGAGGGCUCAACAGACAAUGAGGUGGACACACCCAAUCCAACUCCCUUUGCACCACCAGCUAUCGGUCUACCAGGAGUCAGAGGACCCCCAGGACCAAGAGGGCCACCAGGCGUUCCUGGGGCAACGGGGCCCCCUGGACCUGCAGGAGAGACGGGUCUCACUGGGAGGCCAGGGCCCAUGGGACCUCCAGGGCCAAAGGGGCAGAUGGGCUUCCCAGGAGAGAUUGGUGUACCAGGGCCGCCAGGGCCACCGGGGCCACCGGGGCCUCCAGGGCCCCUCUCUGCCUUUCCUCUCCGGGGCGAUGUGUUUGGACUGACCUCAAGGCAGCAGGAGCAGGAUGAGGACACUCCCAUCCACUCUACUUCACCCACACAUCUAAACAAGAGGGUCACAGCUGGUGCGCCGGGCCCUGCUGGCCCCCCAGGCCCCCCAGGACCUCCAGGCCCUCCGGGACCAGCAGGACCCCCUGGGAGCCCGGGCACCCCUGGAAGAGAUGUAGAGAGAGCCUUGGCAGGAAGGCCUGGGGACCCAGGACCUAAAGGAGACCGUGGUGAAAUGGGUCCACCUGGAUACACGGGAGAGCAAGGCCAGCCAGGUCUGCCAGGGCCUAAAGGUGAGCCAGGAGAGGGCCUGCCAGAGGGUGAGGGAGUGCAGCAGCUGAGAGAGGCUCUGAAGAUUCUGGCAGAGAGGGUUCUCAUUCUGGAGCACAUGAUCGGCAUUCAUGCAGAAGGCCCAGUGGAGCCUGGCUCCGGACUGGAUAUCCUCACAGAUCCAGUCCCUUUGCCUGGAGUGAAGAUUAAAAGGGCUCAACAUCCCAUUAGCCGCCCUUCUGUUCUCCAAGGAGACAGCAGUCCAACUGGAAAGAGCCGUGAGAGGCGGGGUGACAGUUAAUGCAUACCACCAAUGGAUGCAGCAUGCACUUCAGCCUGAGCCGUGAUUGGAUGGACCCUGAUGCUCAGGGUGAUUUUAGGGUUGAUUUGAACAGGCAUCCAGGGCAUCCUGACUCUUAUUGAUGUUCAGUGUUUGUGAAUCUCUUCACCGAGCUCGUCAGGUGAUAUUCAUGUCUUCAGACAUGAAUAUCACCUGACGAGAUUCUCUUACUUCCAGAAAAUUUCAAUAUUUUUCCAGUAUUUAAUCCUCUCUUUAUAACUGGUGUACUGAGUGUUUGUUUUUGUGCAGGCCUUGGCUCAGAAACCAUUAGGGUUGUGAGAUCCAGCCAUUAAUUAACUGCAGUUAGUAAGUAUGUAUAUGUUUUCUUCCAUUUUCCUCCAAAUGUUGGUUCAUGCAUAUGCUGUUGCUGAAGGAGCUGUAGUUACAGGAUGUUUUACAUAUGCAGUUUAUGCCAGGGCCCAGCGAUGUGUACUUUGCCUCAUGUCCCCAUAAGGCUGAACAUUUACUGUGUUGAAAACAGUAAUAAUUGAAGAUGACAAUGAUUGACAAUGACAUGAUUAAUGAAUCAUGACAAUGAUUCAUUGAUGCAUGUUUUGAUAUCUCUGUUUUCUGAGUUAAAAUCCCAUUCUGAAGCAUUGGUUUGAUUUUUUGACAUCUGAUUUCAAGCAGCUCAGAUGAACUAUAGACGUAUCUCCUCAACUUCAGUCAUGGAAUCAGUAGGAGAAUCAACCAUCUGACCGAUAGCCCAAAUGAAACUUUGGAAAGUAUUCUUAAAUCUUUCAUUACAUAAUAAUCUUAUUUGAUCAAUUACAAUUAAUUUUAUGCAUGUAGCCUUAAAGGUAUAA
Molecule: messenger RNA, 2313 nt
Organism: Megalops cyprinoides (Indo-Pacific tarpon)
Lineage: Eukaryota; Metazoa; Chordata; Actinopteri; Elopiformes; Megalopidae
Product: collagen alpha-1(XXVI) chain-like
Exons: 14
Coding region: 74-1468 (464 amino acids)
Molecular function (GO): protein binding
Source: RefSeq, a predicted model, not a curated record